AUGCCCACCGAUCUGGCCGAAAGGCUGGUCGACAAAGCAACCAACGAAGCACGUCAGCUUUUCAACGCCCAAUACAUGCCUCCAUCAGCUUCCACCGAAUUUGUGGAGAAGCUGGAGCGACAGCAGCAAAGGAUCAACAAUAAGCUGCGCAAGCAGAUCGAUCAGGCGUAUAAACAGAGAUCAUCCCACCAGCUUGUCUACACAUCCUGUGCUUUCUACUUGUCUCCUGCAGAUCACAUCAUAGCUAUGAUUGACCUUCUCUUUCCUCGUAUCCGAACGGUAUUGCUCUUGAUCCUUCUUCCGUUCGCAUGUGGCUACAACAUCGAUCCGUCCAUCGUUCUCUGGCGGCCGGGUCAGACCAUGGAAGAAGGGAUCUCGCGGAUCUUCAGCGCACUUCAAGAGGAUCCGAGUGAGCACGACAUAUGCCGCCUUGGGUCAGCAAGAGCAAUGAUCGACUGA
Messenger RNA from Pseudozyma hubeiensis SY62, 459 nucleotides. Its product is annotated as potential membrane protein. The record is from RefSeq and is a predicted model, not a curated record. Lineage: Eukaryota; Fungi; Basidiomycota; Ustilaginomycetes; Ustilaginales; Ustilaginaceae. The transcript is spliced from 2 exons. The coding region runs from base 1 to 459 and encodes 152 amino acids.